Molecule: messenger RNA, 594 nt
Organism: Debaryomyces fabryi
Lineage: Eukaryota; Fungi; Ascomycota; Pichiomycetes; Serinales; Debaryomycetaceae
Exons: 1
Coding region: 1-594 (197 amino acids)
Source: RefSeq, a predicted model, not a curated record
AUGGAAAGGCAAGAUGAAACUAUAAAGACAAUUACUGAUCUUAUUCACUCUGUUAGUUCUCAAAUUAACAAUUCGUCGAAUCACAUAGAGACGCUAGAAGGUUUGACUAAUAAACUAGUACCUAAUGAAAUUCGAGAGGUGGGUGUUCAAGAUAAACGGCAAACAAAGCGGGAGUUAUCAGUAGAAGAAGAGGAAGAGUAUAUAAUACGGAUAUUAGAACAACAGAGGCUAGAACGGGUAAUAGAUUUGCAAAAUCACGAGCAUAUGAAUGAGAAGCUAAUGGAACUAAUUGAUCUGAACGAGGAUAUCUUGCAAAGUGUCAAAGAAUACCUUGAAAUCAAGGAAAAGACAAGAGAAGAUGAAAGAAAGUUUGCGGACUCAAGAAUCAAGCAUUUUACUGAUGAUAUGGUUGAACCAACUAUAGAGGUUCUAGAAUCUAAUUUGCUUAACUUGAAUAAUGGCAUAGAACAAGUGGAGCAUACGCUAAGUGGAUUUGUAGAAGAUUUACAAAAUAGUGAUCAGAAGAUGUCACCGGAGUACCAGGAAAAGGUUAAUGCAUUAAUUCAAGUUAUAAACAAGGCCUCUAAUAUAUAA